ACACUGAGAUGCGCUGAGGGCUUGUGAGGGUGAGCCGUGCCGAAGGUCUGUCGAAGGUGUGUAUAAAGAAGCCUGUCUGCUGCUGCUGCUUUAGAUUAUUUACUGUACACUACACUACGCUCUUCUCCGAUCAGCCAUGGUGAAUAAACUGGCCUCUUUUGGACGCUCGCUGCUGCGUCGCAGAGUUGUGGACUUUUCCAGCGAGGAGACUCGCUUCGCUCGAUGCCUCUCCACUCUGGAUCUGGUGGCUCUGGGCGUGGGCUCUACACUCGGUGCAGGGGUCUACGUGUUGGCUGGAGAGGUAGCAAGAGAGAAGGCUGGUCCCGCGAUCGUCCUUUGUUUCCUGGUGGCGGCCCUGUCGUCCAUGUUGGCAGGACUUUGCUAUGCAGAGUUCGGUGCUCGGGUGCCGAAGACGGGCUCGGCUUACCUGUACAGCUACGUGACCGUCGGAGAAAUCUGGGCCUUCAUUACUGGCUGGAACCUCAUCCUUUCUUAUGUCAUUGGUACAGCCAGUGUUGCCCGAGCCUGGAGUUCUACCUUUGAUAACCUGAUAGAGCAGCGCAUCUCGAGCUUCUUCAGGUCGGUCAUGGCUAUGAAGGUUCCAGGCAACGUGCUUGCUGAAUACCCGGACCUGUUCGCCCUGGUUCUCAUUCUCCUAUUGACUGGUCUGCUUGCUUUUGGUGUGAGUGAGUCCGCUCUCGUCAACAAAAUCUUCACCGGGAUCAACCUGGUGGUGCUGGGCUUUGUCAUGAUCUCAGGCUUUGUGAAAGGCAAUACAGCAAACUGGAAUCUCACAACGGACGACUUUGUCAAUGAUACCAACAUCACAGCAGUGGAAGAGGUGGAGAGAUCUUUUGGAACUGGUGGUUUUUCACCAUUUGGCUUCAGAGGCAUCUUGGCUGGCGCGGCCACCUGUUUCUACGCCUUCGUCGGAUUCGACUGCAUCGCAACGACAAGUGAGGAAGCCAAGAACCCCAUGCGCUCCAUCCCUGUGGGGAUAGUCGUAUCCCUGCUCAUCUGCUUCUUCGCUUAUUUCGGCGUGUCGGCCGCGCUCACCUUAAUGAUGCCCUAUUACAAGCUCAAUACCCAGAGUCCUUUGCCUGAGGCGUUCAGCUAUGUGGGCUGGGGUCCAGCACGUUACAUAGUGGCUGUGGGUUCACUCUGCGCCCUUUCUACUAGUCUGCUGGGCUCCAUGUUUCCCAUGCCACGUAUAAUCUACGCCAUGGCAGAGGACGGACUGCUAUUCCGCUUUCUAUCCAGAAUGAACAAGCGCACCAAAACCCCGCUCCUGGCCACAGUGGUGUCUGGCAUCGUAGCAGCCCUCAUGGCCUUCCUGUUUGACCUGGCUGCACUGGUUGACCUGAUGUCUAUUGGGACAUUGUUGGCCUACUCUCUGGUGGCUGUGUGUGUUCUCAUUCUCAGAUACCAGCCAGGAACGCUUAACUCAUCCAGUCAGACUGAGAAACUGGUAGAGUUGGUGGGAGAUGAAAAGGUGGCUGUGUCUGGAGAUAGUGGAGAUGAAUAUGGUCCUGACUCAGAUCAUCUUUCCAGGGAGAAGUUCUCCUUCAAGCUGCUCUUGUUUCCCACCUGGGACUACCCCACCAAAAUGUCCGGAACAAUUGUCUAUGCUGUAACCGCCAUUAUCUCCGUGCUGAUCACUGUGCUGUGUGGCAUCCUGGCUGUGUGCCUGGACAAACUGAUGGAAGGCCAUCUUGUGUGGGUGGCCGUGUGUGUCGUUCUCACAGCUCUCUGUUUCUUCUGUGUCAUCGUCAUCUGGAGGCAGCCUGAGAGCAAGGAAGCGCUCACCUUCAAGGUGCCUUUCCUGCCCUGGCUCCCUCUGUUUAGUGUUUUUGUCAAUAUCUACCUCAUGAUGCAGCUGGAUCUGGCCACCUGGUGCCGAUUUGCGGUUUGGAUGGCCAUUGGCUUCAUAAUCUACUUCUUCUAUGGGAUCUGGAACAGCAGCGAGGCCCUGAACAGCAGCCAGCGGAAAAAGAAUAACAAGAGCCUCAGCUACGUGAGAGCUGAUGAGAGUGAUGUGGAAGGCGUGACACCUUGAUUAACAGUUGAAGCAUCCCAUCUCCCAUUAUGAAGUACUUAUGAAAUGAAGAGGGCAAAUCGAAAACUAUAUGACUGACAGGUUUUUUUUGUUUUUUGUUUUAGAAAGAUUUUGUUGAGCGAUUUUUUUUUCUUUUACACUAAAAACCGAACCUAGCCUGUGCGCGCAACAUUAAAAUGAUAUGAUGUAGAGACUUGACGUUGAUGGCCUAAAUGACAAGUAAUGGUAAAACACAGAUGCUCUCGAUCAGUGGUCUCCAAACUUUUUUUGCACCACAACGAGUUUUAUGUAAGACAGUUUUCCAAGGACAAAGCUUAAUAAAUAGAACACGGCAAAAACGCAGAAUCUCGCUUGUUUCCCUGCGAGAAUGUCCCAUCUCGGUGUAUUGGAGACAAUUACACCCCAAGAGUAUUCCUUAUGUCCAGUCUUCUCGGUAGUAUCGUUUUCGUGGCCGUCACUGCAGAACACCCUGUUUCACAAGGAUAUUGUAGGUUGUUGGAAAUAGAAGCAUGUUUUUUAGUGCUUUUGUGGUGAUCUCAGGAUAUUCCGCUUUGAUAUCAAUCCAGAACGUCAGCAGAGUUGAUCCCCGUUGCGAUAAACCCGUAAUUUAGGUAGGACUCGUGGCAUUUUCUUUUAAACGCAGCUUUUUAUUUUGUUGGGAGUCUCAGAGUCUCGUCUGUUGUCUCAUCGCUGGGUAUUUUCCCUUUUUUAAAGACGCUCCGAAUGUUUUUUACUCAUCAUAUCUAUAGCUAGCUUGUAACGUUAGCCCAAUCAAGACCGAUAUAGACCGAAGCGUGGGAAAGAGGUACAGAUGCAAUCAAAUGGGAGAUUUUUUUUUUUUUUUCCAAAUAAAGCACUCUGCAGACUCUGAUAGGCAAAAAAAUGGAAAUGAAAUGAAAAAAAUGCCGCGGCCCCGAGGGGUUGGGAACCACUGCUCUAGAUGACGGAGGCGUCCAGACGAUCAUACUGUAGAAGCUGGUCUGCUAGGUCAGGUAUAUACAGGGUAUUUGUGAACUUGUGGCGAAAAUUGUGUUAGGUGUUUCCAUAAUUCUGUCGUAUUUUCAUCGUGUUUUAAAACUGAGCCCUUUAGCACAAAGCUGCUACAGAAGUCCAUAGUGGGGUCCAGCCACAUUGUAUGUAAUUCGGUGUGAUGUUACAGUGACCUCUAGUGGCGAGCGUACAAAAUGCAACAGCAGCUCUGUCUAAAAGACUAACACUAAAUCGCUGCGUUUCGACUUUGCUUGUUUACGCUUUAACAUUAAUCGCUAAGACCAGUCAGUGUUUAUGCAGUUCUAUCAGUAUUAAGACAACAAAACAAUAGAUUUUAAUACAGGUUCCUUGUUUUUUAAAUCGGAAAUCGACUAUAGCUGUAAAAGAUUAGUACUGUAGAAUGCCUGGGUGAGUUGGAGUUGUGUGAGAGCGUGUGAAGCAAAUAAAGAACAGCCUGUAUAGUUGUACACUACAUUUGUAAUUUUUUUUUAUUUUUAAGAUUAAUGCCCUAUUAUCAACAAAAAAUUUACUGAACAGACUCUGGAAUAUCAGAGAAAGAAGAAGAAGAAGUAUAAAAAAAAACAACAUCUGAAAUCCUGCACUUGAAAUUUUUUUGAAAAUGAAAUUUUUUUAAAUGGUAUUUAAACUGUAAUAUAAAGGCUUUAUAGAAUGAGUAUGCAGGUGCAUACCAGGCUUUAAGUUGGGAUAUGACUUGUGGGUGUAUACAGUAUGUGUGCGUGUAUAUAUACAUAUACAUACCUACAUGCAUAACACAAUGUCUUUGUGAAUUUCCUAAAUUAAUUGAUUAUGUAAAAUAUGUGAGACCUGAUUCUAUCAUAUCUCACAUAAGUACUUGAGGGAAAAUAUAUAUUUUUAUUUCGAAAUGUUUUUUUUUUUUUUUUUUUUAAGUCUGUGGUCAAAAUGAUCUUUUUCUCUUCAUUUUUUUAGAAUUAUUUCUAAAUUAAUGGGUUUGUAUUGUACUGCUGUAUAUAUAUUAAGCUAUGACAUUGUAACAAUUUUUUUGUUUUCUUGCUUUAUCUAUAUUUCCUGAACUAAUUGAUCCAGCUUUCAUGUAUUACAGGUUUAUAAAUGUAUUUUUGUAAGGUAUUACCAUAUUAGUGAAUGUACAAUAUAUGAAAUGUCUAUUUACAUGGUUUGUACAUGUAUAUAUUUAGCCAUCAUAUAUACUGUACAUUAGUUUCUGCUUUCAGGCUUUUAUUUUUUAUUAUUAUUUUUUUUUAUUGGAGGAUUGCUUCGCCUGAAAUAAAAGUUUCUCCUUGAAGAUCCUAGUGGGUUGUAGACACUCAAGCCUACCAAGCCAUUUAUUUGCCUUUCGGUUUCACAUAAAAUAGAUAUGAUAUCUUUGCUAUAAACUGUACUUUUGUUUGUCACUGGAUUUUGUAUACUGUAAAUAAAUGUCAUGUCAAAUGUUUUUUUUUUAAUAAAAUUUUAAUUCUU
Molecule: messenger RNA, 4504 nt
Organism: Clarias gariepinus (North African catfish)
Lineage: Eukaryota; Metazoa; Chordata; Actinopteri; Siluriformes; Clariidae
Gene: slc7a3a
Product: solute carrier family 7 member 3a
Exons: 12
Coding region: 137-2056 (639 amino acids)
Biological process (GO): transmembrane transport; amino acid transport
Cellular component (GO): plasma membrane
Molecular function (GO): amino acid transmembrane transporter activity
Source: RefSeq, a predicted model, not a curated record